GUUAUAAAUUUAAAAGUCAGUUAUUUCUUAAGAAUGCCUAACAGGUAUACACCGACUUGCGGCUGUAGCGUCUCAUUGAAAUCAUCGAACUCGCGUAAUGAUUUAUCGAGUUCAGCGGUGGACAAGUCUAAAUCAUUGAAUGGCAAUGAAGUUGAUGUGCGAUCGAGAAAAAAUGACAAAUCCAAAGGGCGAUAUCAAAUCAGUAGAGCAAGAACCGCUGACAGUGGCAGUAGUACAUUGAUUCCCCAGCAACCAAGACUUCCGAAGAAUAAUACAGAACACAAGAAGAGGUCCAAUUUCUCUAGGAGAAGCAGAAGCGCUGAGCGUUCCGAAUCCCAUUACGUCUACAUCGAUUCCGAUGAUUACUCAAGCAGAGAUGAGGUCCAAGUAGUUGCUUACGCUACAUCGCCAAUGAUUCAGGAAAGCAGUGCAAAUAUAACUCGAAAUUACAGUGCCCUUCCGGAAGUACCAUCCCGUAAUUGUCAACAAAUGUACGCAAUACCCUCGAUGACAUCACCCCCACCUACAUAUGACGUUGCAGUUGCCAAGUCCUGCCAGGCUGGACUUCCUCCUUCUUACGAAGACUAUUUGUGCCACAAGUAUGCAACACUCUCGCGAUCACACACACCACCACCACCUUGGUCAAUCUCAUCUUGCGAUCCAACAGCAAACAGCAAUGGACAUCACAUUUAUCAGUCCCAGACUGAGAUUGUUCGGGAUACGGGGAAUGGGUCAAAUCCCAACAUGAUCUUCAAGAAACACGUCAGACAACAGAGAUUACGAGCGAUCAGUCGCAGAUCGUCGAGUGAAAGUCGUGCUCAUCAACAGAGACUAGCAACGAUGUGCGAGGAUGGAGCAUUCUGCAUGGAAACCACUGUCAUUCAAUCGGCCUUCGAGGAUGGCGUUGCAUUCUGCAGUUUAAUGUAAAUAACAUCGAUAACCAGAGGCAUAGAACUCGAGUACAUUCAAGAAUUUCAGCUGAAAGCAUUAGGCAUUGAGAUAAUGUCACACAUUGGGAAUGCCGGGAUUGAAUCAGGAUAACCCGCAUUUUCGCGUAUAAGUCUGCCAAAUAUGUUCGUAAAAGACAAAUCCUAAUCAAACACUAGUGUAUCUGGUUGGUCCAGUGUAAACACCGGCUGGUCCAGUGUCGAAAUACGUGUAUAUUUGAACAUAACAUUUAGUCUCGUCAAUGUUAGCAUUCCGAUUCCAUGUCUAACUGAUGAAAUAUAUGAUACACGGAGGGAAUAAUAACCAAAAAAUCACCCCACUCGGUGCCGUAAAUGAAGCACAAAUGUCUUGACUGAAUUCUUGUUGAUGAAGAAAGUAAAAAUUCUCCUGAGAUGAAUAUUGAACAUCUAUUUAUCAUUUUCGGGUGGGGAAUUUUGUGGAAUUUUCACUUCGUGUGUAAUAUCAACAGAUUAGUCAUCUAUGAAACAUUUCGCAGGGUCCAAUAACUCAGCUCUGUCAGAUUGUUACUAGAUUGUAAAUCAUCUUCAAUCGAGAAGUGACUAUUUUUAAGGCGGUCAGAUAGUCUUAAAUGUCAUGCCCGUUCGGUACGCAGCGUUUUGCUUCUGUGGAAACAAACCAAUCUAGUCGAGAUGCAGAUGUUAUACCAGCACUCAGUUAUCCGAAUUUAGGAAAACAAAUCGAUCGGCCUCUAUUUGAAAUAAUAAACAUGUGAAGUUAGGAUCAGUCAUUGUGUGUAUCUUGAGCGAGCUACAUUAUGUAUAAUCAAUGUUCAUGUAAAGUUAAUGUAGCAGAAUAAAAAAAUCCACCCGUCCGGUUA
Molecule: messenger RNA, 1786 nt
Organism: Fopius arisanus
Lineage: Eukaryota; Metazoa; Arthropoda; Insecta; Hymenoptera; Braconidae
Exons: 5
Coding region: 34-927 (297 amino acids)
Source: RefSeq, a predicted model, not a curated record